CACAAACCCAAAUCGAAGAAAAGGAGAAGAAAAAAAAAAAAGGAAAGCGAAGAGGUUGGAGAGAGACGCUCGUCUCCACGUGCCCCACCACCAUGGCCCGCGCCGCCGCCGCCGCCGCCGCCGCGGCGUCCUUCCUGCUGCUGCUCCUCGCCGUCUCCGCGGCGCCGGACAUGUCGAUCAUCUCCUACAACGAGGAGCACGGCGCGCGGGGGCUGGAGCGUACGGAGGCCGAGGCCCGCGCCGCGUACGACCUCUGGCUCGCCGAGAACGGCCGCUCGUACAACGCCCUCGGCGAGUACGACCGCCGCUUCCGCGUGUUCUGGGACAACCUCAGGUUCGUCGACGCCCACAACGCCCGCGCCGGCGAGCACCGCUUCCGCCUCGGGAUGAACCGCUUCGCCGAUCUCACCAACGAGGAGUUUCGCGCGGCGUUCCUCGGCGUCAAGGUCGCCGAGAGGAGCCGCGUUGCGGGUGAGAGGUACCGCCACGACGGCGUGGAGGAGCUGCCGGAGUCCGUCGAUUGGAGGGAGAAGGGGGCCGUCGCCCCCGUCAAGAACCAGGGACAAUGCGGAAGCUGCUGGGCGUUCUCUGCAGUUAGCACAGUAGAAAGUAUCAACCAACUUGUUACUGGUGAGAUGAUCACGUUAUCGGAGCAGGAGCUUGUAGAAUGCUCAACCAAUGGACAGAACAGUGGCUGCAACGGUGGGCUCAUGGAUGAUGCCUUUGACUUCAUCAUUAAGAACGGAGGCAUUGAUACUGAAGAUGACUAUCCUUACAAAGCCGCGGAUGGCAAAUGUGACAUCAACAGGGAAAAUGCAAAGGUUGUGAGCAUUGAUGGCUUUGAAGAUGUACCUCAAAAUGAUGAGAAAUCACUGCAGAAGGCGGUUGCUCAGCAACCAGUCAGUGUUGCUAUUGAGGCUGGUGGCCGCGAAUUCCAGCUCUAUCAUUCGGGUGUCUUCAGCGGCAGAUGUGGCACAAGCCUCGACCACGGUGUGGUUGCUGUUGGCUAUGGCACUGACAAUGGCAAAGACUACUGGAUUGUCCGCAACUCAUGGGGUCCAAAGUGGGGUGAGUCCGGAUACAUCCGCAUGGAGCGGAAUAUCAAUGUGACCACUGGGAAGUGUGGCAUUGCCAUGAUGGCAUCGUACCCCACCAAGAGCGGUGCAAACCCGCCCCAGCCAUCUCCAUCACCUCCAACACCACCUCCCCCAUCCCCCCCUGACCAUGUCUGUGAUGAGAACUUCUCUUGCCCAGCGGGCAGCACCUGCUGCUGUGCAUUUGGCUUCAAGAAGCUCUGCUUGGUCUGGGGCUGUUGCCCAGUUGAAGGUGCCACCUGCUGCAAGGAUCACGCCAGCUGCUGCCCGCCUGACUACCCUGUGUGCAACACCAGGGCAGGAACUUGCUCCGCGCUGAAUAGACGGGCUGAUCUUGGAAUUGUGCAGAGCAAGAACAGCCCAUUGAGCGUGAAGGCUUUGAAGCGCACGCUCGCUAAGCUGAACACCGCGUGAGCUCAUCGACGACAUGCAAUCGGCGAGGAGAGGGGAUGAGGCAGCGUGGAGCCUUUCUGCAAUUUCUGCUUCCGUGCCUCCAGAUAAUCGUUGUCGCAUUUUGAGGACACUUCUCAUUAUUAAUCUCUACUGCCUGCCUUUAUCUCACAGUGAUUUGUGUACAUAGCUCGCCUCAAUUUGUACUCUAUUUAUCUUCUCCGAUUUGUACUCUAUUUAUCAUCUCAAGAAAUACAUUAGCGAAGAUCGUUUUUACCGUUCCAAAUCCC
Messenger RNA from Oryza brachyantha (malo sina), 1774 nucleotides. Its product is annotated as oryzain beta chain. Lineage: Eukaryota; Viridiplantae; Streptophyta; Magnoliopsida; Poales; Poaceae. Gene Ontology annotation, molecular function: cysteine-type endopeptidase activity. Gene Ontology annotation, cellular component: lysosome. The record is from RefSeq and is a predicted model, not a curated record. The transcript has 5 exons. The coding region runs from base 93 to 1508 and encodes 471 amino acids.